Molecule: messenger RNA, 669 nt
Organism: Odontomachus brunneus
Lineage: Eukaryota; Metazoa; Arthropoda; Insecta; Hymenoptera; Formicidae
Exons: 2
Coding region: 1-669 (222 amino acids)
Source: RefSeq, a predicted model, not a curated record
AUGUACGCGUUCGCACCAGAACGACUUAUUUUUCCGAUCGGACUCAAUCUAGAGGAUACGCUCAACAUUCAACAAUUGUACGGUGGAACAUUGGCAGCGACGACUACGCGGCCGUCGUCAGUGACGACCCCUGCCACGAGAGAAAAUGACGACAACGACGACGACAACGACGAGGCAGAUGUGUGCGCCCUGCGUCGCAUAAAUGUCCUAGUGAUAAUCAACAAACAAAUAUUUAUCGCCAGUGGUCGUCGCGUGUGGUCGAUCGAUAUGAAUGGCAAAUCCUAUCAGAAAUCGAUACUGAUCAAGGGAUAUUUGAAAUUUCUUUUGGAAAAUUUGACUACUUUUUCGGCAGCUUAUCAAAAACCUUCGGGGUAUAUCGUUCUGUUCGCCGAUAAUAGGCGGUCGUUCACCGAUUUCGGACUGCCGACAAACGCGAAGAUCAAGGCGGCGAUAAACACUUACAGAGGACAGAGUUUCGUUAUCUAUAACGUAGUGGGCGAAAUCGACGAUUGCGCCACCACCAGAAUCGUCAGACAUAAUCUUCAGACGAUAUUUCCCGGAUUACCUCAGGAUAUCUCCUCGGCCUUUCGUUACGUCGACGGUCAUCUGUACUUCUUCGGCAAGAAACAAUACAACCGAUACAACGAAUUCAACGAAAGCAUCGUAUAG